AUGACUGUCAUCAACAGAUCGCAGUCUCCCUCCCGCCUGCUCCUCAUCAGUGUCCCUCGCACGGCGUCGAACCUCAUGCUCAAGAUCCUCAAUGUCCGUCGUCAGCAGUUGAUGACAACCGAGAAAGGAGGCUAUUUCUUCUUCGACGCCUUCAGCACGGUCGCCCGGGACGGUCGCCUAAGUAAAUCCAUCGAAGAGUGGAGCGAGGGCCAGAAGCACGAGAUCCGCGAUGCCUUCCAGAACGCGGUCGAUUCUCUCGAGGAGUACUCCCAGCGAGCGGAGCAAGAAGGAAAGAUUGCAUUCGCCAAGGAGCACGCCUUCUGGCUCACCAAUCCAGCCGCGUUGGGGGGUAUGACUGACCAUGCCGUCAGCUUCCGACCAAACAUUCCCGACAAGUACGGUCCCACGCAAACCUUCUCCCCUCUCAAUCAGACUGUUUUGCCCGACGAAUACCUCCGGACCUGGAGAUGGACUUUUAUCAUUCGUCACCCGGCGUUGGCCUUCCCUUCUCUCUACCGCGCCAUGGAAAAGUUGCUGAAAAGCGGCCUUAUGCAGACGGAGGACACCACCGGGACACUGGCGACCAACAUGACCUUGAAAUGGACGCGAAUGCUCUACGACUGGUGUCUCGAGCAGCCUGAUCUGCCCGGAAAGCCCGUGGUGGUAGAUGCCCAGGACAUCAUCCACAAUCCCCAGGUGGUGGUCCGGUAUUGCGAAGAGACCGGGCUUGAUCCGAGCGCGGUGCAGUUCGAGUGGGAGAGCAAAGGAGAAGCCCCGGACUGGGAAGCAUCGGGACGUGAUCCCAAAGGUCUGAAUGAGCCGGAGUGGACCAAGGCCGCUGUGUCCAUCAUGCUCUCCACCUUAACCAAGUCCACAGGGAUCAUCAAGGACAAGACGCCGACCACAGUAGAUAUAACAGCCGAGGUCAAGCAGUGGAAGGAGGAAUUUGGAGAUGAGGCGGCGACUAUGCUGGAGAAGAUGGUGCGCGAUGCCAUGCCCGACUAUGAAUACCUGAGAAGUCGACGGAUUACUGUGUGA
Molecule: messenger RNA, 1038 nt
Organism: Aspergillus thermomutatus
Lineage: Eukaryota; Fungi; Ascomycota; Eurotiomycetes; Eurotiales; Aspergillaceae
Exons: 1
Coding region: 1-1038 (345 amino acids)
Source: RefSeq, a predicted model, not a curated record